Chiloscyllium plagiosum (whitespotted bambooshark) is the source of this 3774-nucleotide messenger RNA. Its product is annotated as sodium/potassium-transporting ATPase subunit beta-1-interacting protein 1. NCBI's taxonomy places the organism in Eukaryota, Metazoa, Chordata, Chondrichthyes, Orectolobiformes, Hemiscylliidae. Gene Ontology annotation, biological process: regulation of sodium ion transport. The record is from RefSeq and is a predicted model, not a curated record.
CCACACCCAGAGCCACGUGGUUUGAUCUUUUGACUGCAGAACCUGUGUUCUGUGUUUGAACAAGCGGGUGCCCAGUUAAAAGGAGCAGGGAAAGGAUAUUAUGCACAGCCCAGCGGCUGCAGACUGAACCUCUUGUCUUCAUUCUGUUGGAGGAAGGGCUAUGGACUCGCUCAAUUUCAGCAACACCCGUGUUUAGAUUUCCAGCAUCACAGAUCCGCUGUCGGAGAGAGAGAGAAUGGACAGUAACAUCUGAAGGUGUGGCAGACCGUAAGAGGCAAAGUCUAAACAUCAGGACUAUGAGAAGGAAAUGAGAAGCGGACUAGAAAGGGACCCCUCCAGGUCUGCCUAGGGUCCCCCCCCCCCCCCCCCUCUCCUCCCCAGAAUCUCUGACCUUGCCGUUGUGUGAAUGGUGCACGGAGUAUGCUGACCAGCAGCAGGAGGUGCUUGGUGUGAGUCAGUUUCAACUCAGCCUUUACCUCCUCCAGUGUUAAACCCAUUCCAGGUUGAUCCUUCCUGCUGCCACUGACUUCGAGCUCGGUACCAUGGGGAGAUGCAAUGGGCGCUGCACGUUAAUCGUACUCUGCAGUUUACAGCUGGCAGCUACUUUGGAGAGACAGAUCUUUGAUUUCCUGGGCUAUCAAUGGGUUCCUAUCCUGGCCAACUUUUUGUACAUUAUGGCAAUCAUCCUGGGUAUCUUUGGAACCAUCCAAUACAGACCCAAAUACUUAGUUAUGUAUGCAGGAUGGCUGGUGCUGUGGGUGGCCUGGAACACAUUCAUCAUUUGCUUCUAUCUAGAGGUUGGGCAGUUGUCACGGGACAGAGACUUUGUCAUGACCUUCAACACCUCACUGCAUCGCUCAUGGUGGAUGCAGAAUGGACCCGGCUGUGUGGCAACCCAAGUGACUUCUGCUGAUCAGGCUCCUGAAGACCAUCACGUUAUCACAGUAUCAGGCUGUCUCCUUGACUACCAAUACAUUGAAGUCACCAGCAGUUCCUUACAGAUCCUCCUUGCACUCUGUGGCUUUGUCUACGCUUGUUACGUCAGCAAAGUCUUUAUGGAAGAGGAAGACAGCUUUGAUUUCAUUGGAGGAUUUGAUUCCUAUGGCUACCAAGCCCCACAAAAGACCUCUCACCUACAAUUGCAGCCUCUGUACACGAUUCCAUCCAGGAACACAGGGCAGAAUAAACAGGGGACGUCCUGGUCUUAACGAGGCAGGAGCAGAGAGCGUGAGCCACUGGGAGAGUCUGCGCCAACUGUCAGAAGCAGACACUGUUCGGGGGAUUUUGUUAAACAACGAGAAUGCUCCAAGAGGCAGAUGGAAAGAGAUGGAGAGAGAGGGAGAGAGAGAGAGAGAGAGAGAAGCAGCAGAAGGAUUUGUGGGGGAAUCAGACAACAAAAGUUCAGCUGUAACGGUUGUAAAUUUCAUAGAUACUUCACUGAAACCAGAGAAUUUGCUAUUUUAUAGAGUUAGAUAGAAAGUACACUGGCACCCUCUGAUGUUCAAUGUUCAUAAUGACUGGCUGUAUUCACAAAGCAGUUCUUCCUUUGCGAGAUCUCCCUUUGAAAUGCAAGUGGCUGAGUGAGACCUGCUUCCAUGGAGAUGAGUGAGUGGAGGGAUGCAGUGUGGGAUGGUAUGGAGGAGGAGAGUGGUGUAGCAGGGGGUGGGAAUUGCAGAGUUUAUUCACUCCACGGCCUUUCCAAUCCUGGAGGUUUGAUGGGAACGUCUCUAGUUGGGAAGAGCCACUUGAGAUCUCAGCCACCUUGGUGAAAGGCCAUGAGUGGCCCAACUGAAAACCCCAAAUGCCGGAGAUCACAGCAGGUCAGGCAGCAUCCACGGAGAGAGAGCAAGCUCACAUCUCCAGUCGAGUUGACACUUCAUCAGAGGGGAAUGUGAAACCCCACAGUUGUUAGCAGAGGCACCAUUAGUCGAGGUUAACAGAGUGAGCCCACUGACAUAGACUGGAGAAGCACAUCAAUCCUACUCAGCUCCUAGAGAAGGGACACUGCCUGUGAGGGUUCUCCAGUGCUGGAAAAAAACAGGUUUGUUCUGUCUGUUGUUUGCUUUCCUGGAUGCUGGUGAUUGUGAGCUGCACUUAGAAAGACAGCGUUGAUUCAAUUGUAGAACAACCCACAUGAUUAAGUUGAGCUGUGGACCCAGUCAGUGAAUGGGAAUCCAACAGUCACAUGAAGAUGCAGUGAAUACCUGGGGGUUGCUUGCCAAUAUUGGUCUUGAAAGACCUUAAUAUGGUUGAAUAUGGGUGCUAUGUGACUGUGUGGGUGUGUGGUGUUCGAGGAAUAAAUGCAUGGUAUAUAUCCAGGCUUUAGGUUGGAUCAGAUCAAACAGAUAAAAGCCUCCACAAGAUGGAAUUGCUGAUAACUGGCUUUAGUCUGAAACAUUUUCAUUCCUGUUAAACUUUGUACUGACUGAACCGAGACCACAUCAUGCAAAUUUAUUCCCAUCGCUAAAUUGUGUAUGUCCUAUUGGUGCUGCCGAAUGGUUCCUGAGAGUUUGCAUAUCAAUAUAAUCUGGCCCUGCUUCAGAGUAAUUAUGGCACAAUGGUGAUAUUACAGAAAACGUAACCCAGUGCUCCUGAGACAUGAGCUCAAAUCCCACCUGGUGGAGUCUAAAAUGAAAAGCUUGUCUCAGUAUAGGGCUAACUGGUUCGCUAAUGAGCUGAUAUCUUUAUGGUUGGUGGUGUAAUGUGAUUAGUGGUGAUGUCAACAUUGGCGCUACUAUACAGUUUGAGAUGAAUUUUUGAUCAGUGGUGUCAGUGCCCCAUUCCUUGUUUUUUGCUGAAAUUUGUUGUUAUUGGACUCUUUUCCACAAACAAAAACAUGUUGGUGCCUCUCAAAAAAACCCACAAAACUAGCAUCAAGCGGAAAAAGUAACCUUCAGAACAAGAUAGGGUUCUGGAUUGAGGUGGACCUCAGGCUCGGUGAGCAUACUGUCUUGGUCACCACUGCCACUAUCUAAAACAGAAGGUUUCACAUUCAAAGCCAAUUACUCUUGCUGGCCUUUCUCAUCUGAGGUAAAAAGGCUUGGAUGCUGCCUGAACUGCUGUGCUUUUUCCAGCACCACUCUAAUCCAGAAUCUGGUUUCCAGCAUCUGCAGUCAUUGUUUUUACCUAUUUAUAUUCUAAUUGGCAGCUCGGGCACCAUUUAUUCUGAAUCCCACAACUUGUUCAAUGCUCAUCUCUCGUUUCAUUUUGGAGAGGGGUGGCAUUCGAAAUGAUUGCAGACAGUGGCAGGUGGGAGAGUGACCAAACUAAUUUUGUUGCCUUUUGUGUGGUGUGUUUGUUUGAGGUUUGUCUGCCCAGUGGGGGAUUGGUUGGUGGGUAGGUUUGCAAUCUCGGUAUUUUGGCUGCGCUCUGUAUCCAGUUCUUUGGGCCACUUGGUCUUUGUGCUGUUUGACAUUUCUAGACGAUUGAGGUGAGGGUGGGAGAGGGUUGCUAUUGGCCAUGGUUUGGUCAUUUAGGAGCCGAUCUGCUUACUAUAUCAGUUUCUAAGCAGUUUGGAAAUCCAGUAUCUGGUUGUUUACUGAAUAUAUUUCUCUGUUUUAGUGGAAGAGCGAUAUGACCCCUGUUGGUGUGGAGAGGUUCAUGCAUUGACCUUUAGCUAGCUUUGAUAAACCAGAGUUUUAAUGCUGAUCAAAUUGAAGCUGCUCUCUUUCCCCCCUUCCACCUACUUCCCAAAUGGAAGCGAAGCUGGUUAAUGAAAGAAACAAAAAGACGGAUCUUGAUCCUCCUUUGUAUUGAGGCAAUAUUUGGCUGAAC